This is a messenger RNA of Sycon ciliatum, 2720 nucleotides long. RefSeq names its product ribosome biogenesis protein bop1-like. Gene Ontology annotation, biological process: ribosome biogenesis; maturation of LSU-rRNA from tricistronic rRNA transcript (SSU-rRNA, 5.8S rRNA, LSU-rRNA). Gene Ontology annotation, molecular function: protein binding; ribonucleoprotein complex binding. The record is from RefSeq and is a predicted model, not a curated record. The coding region runs from base 137 to 2140 and encodes 667 amino acids. The transcript is spliced from 24 exons. NCBI's taxonomy places the organism in Eukaryota, Metazoa, Porifera, Calcarea, Leucosolenida, Sycettidae. Gene Ontology annotation, cellular component: preribosome, large subunit precursor; PeBoW complex.
GCAAAGAGUGCACUGUUCAAUCGGUCAAGCUUCGCAGUUAGCAUUUUAUUUAUCUCAUUGUUGUCCAGUUUUGUCUGAAUGAGGAGAUACAUGUAGCUUUGAGCUGGUGAGGAAAGAUCCAGGUAUCACUGUAAGAAUGGCCAGUGAUAGCGAUGACAGCGUCUACUCUGGUCUGGAGGACGAGCCUGAUACGGAGUCAGAGCUAGAGUCGUCGUCGGACGAAGAGGAGACUACCUUGUCAGACUUGGCGGAGGAAAGUGAUGCUAGUGAUGAAGAGGACAUGCGCAAUACAGUUGGCAAUGUGCCGCUGGAAUGGUACAAAGAUCAAAAGCAUGUCGGCUACACUCUAGAUGGAAAGAAGAUCCUCAAGUCCGCUUCGAAUAUGGAUGAGAUUGAUGCAUUUCUGGACCGCAUGGAUAAUCCUGACUUCGGCCGUACUGUCACCGACCCUCAGACUGGCCAGAGUAGAGUUCUGACGGACGAUGAAGUGGCCAUGAUAGAGCGUAUGACCCAGGGUCUCUACCCGCAUGAAGACUUCGAUCCACACGCUCCGUAUGUGGAUUUCUUCACGAAUGAAGUCGAACCGCAUCCACUGCAGGACAUGCCGGACCCCAAGCGCCGAUUUGUUCCAUCGAAAUGGGAGCAUAAAAGAGUCAUGAAAAUGGUGCGCGCCAUCCGCAAUGGCUGGAUCAAGCCACCAAGUGAGAAGGAAGCAGAGAAAACACGCUAUCAUGACAUCUGGGCGACAAGUGAUUCGAAUUUGGCAACUCGCCGUAACCCUUUGCUGAUGGCAGCCCCGAAGAUGAAGCUACCUGGUCAUGCAGAGUCAUACAACGCACCUCCAGAAUAUCUGCCAACAGCAGAGGAGAUUCAAAAGUGGAAGGACACCGAUGUGGAGGAUCGAAAGCAGAACUUCUUACCACAGGAGUUCUCCAAUUUGCGUUCAGUGCCAGCCUACAGGAACUUCAUAACAGAGCGAUUCGACCGUUGUCUUGACCUGUACUUAUGUCCACGGCAGCGCAAAUCCAGACUCAACGUCGAUCCGGAAGACCUUAUCCCGAAGCUACCCAAGCCUCGCGACCUCCAGCCAUUCCCUACCACAGAAGCUGUUGUGUAUAAUGGACAUUCGUCUAUCGUCCGAAGUGUCAGUUUUGAACCGUCUGGCCAGUGGUUUGCAUCAGGUGGUGAAGACUGCACAGUUCGUUUGUGGGAGACUGCCACAGGCCGUUGUGUCCGCUGUCUCAAGCUGGACAAGCCGGUCGUCAGUGUUGCAUGGUGUCCUAACCCCGCUGUCAACUUGGUAUUGGUGGCAAGUGGCAAGGAUGUUCUGGUUCUCAAUCCUGGACUGGUAUCCAAGUCAACUUGCUCGGCUACUGAUGCGCAAAUCCGUUCGUUUGAUGCAUCAUCCACUGCAAAUGACCAAUUGGUGACAUGGCAGGAAAGCACUGCAGAAGACAGUAUGGAUGAAAGUGUUCGCCUCGUGCUCCAACACCACAAGACAAUUGAUCAGGUGACGUGGCAUGGCAAGGGCGACUACUUUGCCAGUCUCUCCAAAGACCAAAACAACCCAUCGAAGAGUGUCUUCCUUCACCAGCUUAGUAAACGUCGCACUCAGUGUACCUUUGGUACCGUGAAGGGCCUGCCGCAAUGCUGCCUCUUCCACCCAACUAUGCCCUUCUUCUUCCUGGCAACACAACGCUCUAUUCGAGUGUAUAACUUGCAGAAGAAUGAACUGAAGAAGAAGCUAACACCGGGUGCAAAGUGGAUAUCCAGUCUUGCUGUCCAUCCGCAAGGUGACAAUGUGAUCUGUGGCAGCUAUGAUCUCAAAUUGUCGUGGUUUGAUAUGGACCUGUCCACUGAGCCGUACAAGACAUUACGGCAUCAUCGACAGGCUAUUCGUCAAGUGGCGUUCCACAAGCGAUAUCCUCUGUUUGCUUCAGCUAGUGAUGACGGCUCUGUCAUUGUUUGUCAUGGCACGGUUUAUAGUGAUCUUCUGAAGAACCCGCUCAUUGUGCCUGUGAAGGUGCUCAAAGGACAUGGCAUUGUUGAUGGCAGAAGUGUGUUUGACUGCCAGUUCCAUCCUAGUCAGCCAUGGAUCCUCUCAGCCGGUGCAGACAACUCAAUUCGACUGUUUUCAUGAGACUGUCUUCACCUUGGCCUCCCUAAGGCCUCACUAUGGUAGCAGUACAUUGUGCUACCAAGCUACACAGCGCAGCCAGACAUGGACCAAGGCAUUUCAGUCAUGUUAGUCAUGCUAACCGUGUGUGUCCACGACUGAUUGUGAUAUGAGCUACCGUAUCUCCACCCGCCAAAGCGCAUGUUGUUCGGAUUUAAGCAUGUGUGCUUUUGAGCGCGGAAGUACGGUGCAAGUGCGCAGUGCUAGUGUAUCUUGGAAAUGCUUCAAGCAUGGCAGACUGAGUGACCUAUUGUGUCACUUCAAAGUCUAUGGUAAUGCCCCAUAAACCCUUUUCUGGAAUGUUCGUUCUCCGUAUAAGCUUUAUCUACUUGCUGUGCACAUUCUAUGCACAGUUUUGCUGAUUUUUCUUUCCUGGUCAUUUACUGAGCAGUUGCUUUUCAAUUAUCCUUCUGGAGUCCUGACUAUCUAUCGUAGUGUAGAUGUACAUGGUAGACAGCUGCACUCACUCUUCUUUCUAAGACAAGAUCUCCAGAAGGCUACUUCAAAAGCUUAUAAUGGGCUGAAUAGCAGCUUUCAGUUCUCA